Galleria mellonella (greater wax moth) is the source of this 6723-nucleotide messenger RNA. RefSeq names its product hemicentin-1 (gene nrm). Gene Ontology annotation, biological process: cell-cell adhesion. Gene Ontology annotation, cellular component: membrane; cell-cell junction; tetraspanin-enriched microdomain. Bases 337 to 4497 code for a protein of 1386 amino acids. The record is from RefSeq and is a predicted model, not a curated record. Gene Ontology annotation, molecular function: cell adhesion molecule binding. The transcript has 29 exons. Lineage: Eukaryota; Metazoa; Arthropoda; Insecta; Lepidoptera; Pyralidae.
CAAACUCACCGGAGCGCGGUCGCAUCGCGCCCCAUCGAAAUUUUAUUCGAACGAACGCGUGUCUUCGUUAUCACUCGCUUCUUGUCCUGUGUCUAUAUUUUCAAUUAAAAAAAAAAGUAUCAGUAAUGUCUUACGAUAUUUAACUUGUGCUGUGGAUUGUUCAAAGGUGGUUUUGUGUGCUGUGAUUUUACGGAGUCAUUCCAACAGAGAUCCUCGCCACCCGAUCGACAGUCGUGCCAACAUGUUCUAGUCCAGCCAGUGUACAGUGUCGGCGGGCAGUGUUAGUGCGUGCUAAUGGUGUGACAGUGUGACAGUGCGGCAGUGUGACAGUGUGACAUGGCGUCCAAGUGUUUGACAGUGCUGUUGAUCGCUGCCAUCGGGACACAUCACGUCACGGCAGAAAGAGACCACGCAUCAGCUAUCGUAGGCAACACAGCUCGUUUGCGAUGCCGCAUCGACGGCAAGUCCUGUGGUGAUCUCCACAGCAUCAAGUGGUACAAAGCUGAUUCCAGAGUAUAUGUGUACUCAGCGUCCAAAGAUGCAGCGAUCAACAGGCCAGAAGGAGAGAUGAUGGACAGGAUAUCAAUAUCCCACGAGCCGAACGCGACGUUCGCCGAGCUGGUGAUCGCCAACGUGAAGGCCGAGGACGAGGGUGUGUUCCGCUGCGAGAUCACGUACCUCCACGUUGGUGAAGACUGCAACACUGUCCAAGUGACAGAUUUCCAUACUUACAUCAGACCCAAGUCAGUGGAAGUGACAGCGGGAGACAAUACCUUGACGGACGGAGCGGUGCUGGGCCCCUUGCUCGAGAGGACGAAGAUUGACAUUAGCUGCACAGUUAUCGAGGGGAAACCACAGCCGAAGGUGGCAUGGUACUUCAACGGGAAGCAGAGGCUUGACGCUCAAACGACGACACCGAACGCAACCACUUUUCAACAUGUCCUGUCACUAACGGUAACACGGGCGGAGCUGGGAGGCGAGUUGAAGUGUAUAGUUUCCUCAGCGGCCCUGGACGAGCCCAUUGUACGGAAGGUGUCGUUGGAUGUAGAAGUGCCACCGAACAAGGCGUUCAUAUCUGGAGUAGGGGAGCACGCGACCCAGGGUACCUUGCUUACCCUUAUGUGCACAGCAUCAGGGGCGAGGCCGGCGGCCAACAUCGAGUGGUACAAUGGUACCCAGAAACUGGACCCCGAAGAUAAUAACAUUCAUCAAAGAGAGGUGGAAUCGAGUGACACCACCUUCGAGACCACAUCGAAUCUGACAUUCGAGGCGACCCGCUUCGAGAACGGCCAGAAGUUUCACUGUGAAGCAGCGAAUAAGGUCACCUUGGAAACAAAUGAUCAUCCAAUGCACGCUACCAGGGAAUUAGAAAUUUGGUAUCCCCCGAUGGUCAGAGUUGAUCCAACAAACAUUACAGUGGUGGAAGGUGACAAGUUACUGCUCAAAUGCGAAUACGAAAGCAAUCCAUCAUCGCUGAAUCACGUUGUUUGGUACAGAGACGGGAAAGAGGUAAACGUGAACGACACGUCCCACUACCAAGGCGGUACGACUGAUCAGCAUUCCCUGAUCAUAGCGGACGCAAGAGGGGACGACACGGGCAACUAUACUUGCCUGCUGACGAACGCUGUGGGAAACGGGACCAGUGAGGACAGCAUACACGUCAAUGUGCUAUAUAAACCCCAAGUUCGAUUAACCAUGAGCUCCCCCAGUCCUAUUCUGGAGACUGACCACAAGAAUGUUACUCUUACCUGCGAAGUGAUGACUGGCAACCCACCAAUCCUUGAUGAAGUUAUUUGGUACUUGGAUGGAGAGAUUCUGAAGCAUUUGCCGGAGUGCAAUGGAACUGAUGGAGAAGAAAACUUAUGCAACGAAGUGGACCCGUCAAUGCUACUACUUCAGGACACAACGAAAAGUUUUCAUGGGAAUUACUCCUGUAAAGGCAAGAACUACGCCGGUUGGGGCAACGAGAGCCAAAAGACAGAAUUGGUUGUGAAUUAUCCACCCGGUCCUGCUAAGUUGACGUAUUCGCCGUGGCGAGUCGUCAAAGGCAAGAGUCUUGUGCUCAGCUGCAGUAUCAAGGAGAAGGGUAGGCCUGAGGCUCAUAGAUUCCGAUGGCAUCGUGGCGGAAGAGUUGUUAGCGAUAUCGUCUCCCAGAACUGGACCAUCGACCCGGUGACCCUCGACCAUCGAACCAGCUUCUCGUGUCGGGGCAUCAACGCUGGAGGAGAAGGAGAACCGGCUACCACUACUAUUGAUGUUCUUGCGCCACCUAGCUUCAAAUAUGCAAUGAACCACUACAGCGGAGCUCUUUACAAGUCUCAGAACAUAUCACUAUCGUGCACGGUAGAAUGCGCUCCACUGUGCAGCGUGCAGUGGCUGAAAGACGGCCAAGUGAUCGACGAUAAGAAUGACCGUUACUAUGUGGUCACGAGGAAAAUCGAGCCACAAGUCAACAGGAACGACUUCGAAGCAACUGAGUCUACGCUGCACUGGAAUAUGUCGGCGUGGCCGGGGCACGCGCUGUCCCGCGCGGCGGCGGCGGCCUCCUACACGUGCCGCUCGUCGCGCAACGACGCCGGCCCGCCCGUCAACAGCACCACCAAGUUCGCCGUCGAGUACGAGCCAGAAAACAUAACUGUCACCCCGAAAGUGGUGUCUGUCAUUGAAAAUGAAAUACCUGCCAAGGUUGUUUGCUCCGCCCGAGGUUUCCCAAUGCCCAGCUACUCGUGGCGCCGGGAACACUCCUCAAAGUCCACCAGCAAGGACCACACCAACAACUCUUUGAUACUGUCGUCAUCCAACACGUUACUGCUGGGUCCGGUACAGAGGAAGGACGGCGGGAAUUAUUUAUGUGAAGCAUAUAAUAGACACGGCUCUGUUAAUACUACUGUAUUUCUGGAUGUUAUGUUCGUACCAGAAUGUGGUAUAAAACAGAUAGAAAUGGACGGAGAACAAGUUCUAGUCUGUACUGCGCAUGCCAACCCAUCGGAGGUAUUCUUCUCGUGGAAACUGAAAAACGACAAUGACAGCCUCACCGACGAGAAGAUCUGGCAGGUCGGCUCACAGAGCUACCUGCGCUUGAGCACCAGCGUCGAAGUCUACAGGACCUAUUUGUGUUUCGCUAACAACACUGUCGGCACUUCUAGACAAUGCGAGCGUGAUGUUAUGGCAAACUUGGAACUGUAUAGUCGAGUUCCCUGGUGGCGGGAUCAACAGAAGUUAAUACUGAUCGGCGGUAUAGCGCUCGCUAUUCUGGUGAUUACGGUGAUCCUUUGCAUCAUCAUCAUCUGCGUAUGUCGACGGAUGAGGGCAAAAUCCAAAUAUAAUAAUCCGGUGGAACUGGAGGAACGCGAGAAUCCGGAUGGUAGCUGUCUAAACGAGGUGUCAAUAGCUCAGUCGAUAAUAUCACAAGCUUUGCCUGCUUUAUCACCACGAUUAAGUCUAUCUUUUAGUCCAAAAACAUCAGAUCGAACUCGACUUGUCGACUCACAGAGCUAUCCUAAUUUAGAAAUGAAUAAAUUUAACGAAACCCCUGUAACUAGCAGCUUACAAGCAAACCUUUCACAACUAGAAGCAACUAUAAAUAGCCAAGUAACAAAGGAAAAUAUAAAUGAAACACAAACGCCGAAAACAGAACCUAAAAGUGAGAAUAAUAAGGGUCAAACUAUAAUGACUCCAAGUAAAUGGCCUUUAAAACCUGGUGUUCUCGUUCAUGUAAAUUCAAAUCACUCUUUGAGUCCUAAAAAUCAGGCAAGACUUCAAAAUGCAAUUAAUGAACAAAACACUGAGCAGACAGAAGCUAAUUUAGGAUUACUUGAAAGAAACAAGAAAGAGGAAGACGACAAAUCGCCCUCUAAGACUGAAUAUUCUAAAAAGAAUGGUAAACCCAGGAGGCACACACAAAAUGUUGUGUCUGGAAUUCUGAAAGGACUAAGGAAGAAAAGCGAAGACUCUGAUGAUGAUAGUGGUAAAUACAAGAAGAUCAAUAAAACUAACAAAAGGGCUGUCUCAUUGAUGAAUUUGAAUAGAUCAGGUUAUAAUUUGCCAAAAAGUAGAUUUAGGGCACUGUUUCACAGCGAAACACCGAAUGUUAUUGUAACAGAAGGAGUGGUAUCAUUCAAAAGACCUGAUAGAAUAGCAACAACAAGCAUCAAAGUUAAACCUUUCAAUGAUGAAUCUUCCGCUAAAUCUACCAGGAAACGGAAAAAACCCGGAGAUAGCCCACCUACGAAUGGCGUAGAUAAUGCGGCGAACGGCAAUCUAGGAGCGGACAAUCCAGGCCUCUACGAGAAUUUGCCGUUCCAUGGUCUCCAACAACCACCUAAUAAGCCUUUCAAGCCGGAUGACCAGUUCAUAUACGCAGAUGCCGACCUCAAAGACUACGGUCCAAUUAAUUAUAAGGCAGCGUCGAUCUACGCCCAAAUGAAGAAGAUAAAAGAACAACAGAAAUUACAGGAAAUAUAUGACAAGCAACACUCCGAUGAUGAUUUGCUGUGAUUACCAAAAGUGUGACUUUUAUUCAUUCAAAUAUUUCCCCCACACGGGGUGGUCAAGAAGUUACAGCAAAUAAUAUUGUAUACGUACUUUUAUUUCCGUGACAUGCAUUUUUUAUUUGUUGAAAUAUUUAUACUACUCGUAGAAUGCGUCUACUGUUAAAUUUAAUAGUAAAAAUGACGAUCUGUAAAAAGAUACCGAUCAAGACAACCUAUUAAUUCAUUUGUCAAUCUUAUAAUUUAAUCAAAUUGUGACAGUUUUGUUUCGUCUGAAUGUAAUUCAAGAUAUUGUAAUUUAAUAUUUUUCACGAAUUAUAAAUAAUUUAAUUUAAUAAUUUAAUGAUGAAUAUAGUUGCAUUGGAUUGGAAGAUAGAACCUCAAAUUAGGAAAUGUACAGAGUAGUGAUGUAAUCAAAAUGUAAAUAAAUGUAGAUUUCUUAUAGUAAAUGUAACUAUUUACAAAUACAAUCGUUUCCACAAGUAUAAAAUACAUUUUCUUCAAGUGUAUAAAAAAAAUUGUUAUUUUUUUACAAUAGGUACAUUUUAUUGGGUUUAUUUUAUUCUACUUAAAAAUUACAUAAACAUAUGUAAAUUAUUUUAUAUUAUUGACUGAUUGAAAUUACAUAAAUGUAAAACUAGUAAUUGUUAAUAAAUACAUAAAUAAUAAUACAUUGCAUUUUCAUUGAACUCAGACAGACAUAGUUAUCAAUAUAACAGUUUCAAGUAUACAGAUAUAAAUGUAUUUUUACUUGGAGAUAACGAUAUUAGUUGGAAAUGCAGAUUAAUUCGAAAUCCCUUUUCCAUGAACAGGGUAAAUGACUGGAACACGCAUAUAUGGAACAAAAUAUAAAAAACAAAUCAAUUUUGUGAUAGAAAAUAGCAAAAUAUUUUAUAUCACAAAAUAGUUUUGACACCACAUCGCUUUUAUAGGCUGACAACACUUAGAUAUUUAAUAUCCGUCCAUGCGGGAAUGUUACAUAGUUGAGAUUAGUAAAAGCCCAUAUGUAUGUAAAUUAAUAUAAAUUGCCCUUAUUUAUAGUAAAUAGUCAGUUGAUCAAAGACUAUCCAAAGAUAGGUAUGGGUAAGUUAGACGAAUAAUAAUAUACUGAAAAGGUCAGAGGUAUAGUGUUCACACUACACGUUAGUCGCGACUUGACAUCAACAAUUUUUAUUAUUAAUUUACAAACGCAAUGAUAUACGAAUAUUUUUUUAAAUGCCCAAUAUUUUUUUAACAUCGCUUUAACGAAAUAACAUUAAUAUAAUAAUUGUGAUAAUAGUCUGAAAUAUUUAUUGUUUAUAUGCAGUUAUGUCAUUUUGACAUUUACAAAAGUUAUUAUAAACUGUCAAAAUGGUACAAUUCAGGUCGAAUGUAAACAAAUGGCAAAAUGAUAUGAUUGCACAAAUUUAAUGUUAAGUUUUCUCAACUGUGUCGUGAUUUAAUGAAUAAAACUUGUGAGACUAAACAAUAUUUUGUACUUAAUUAUAUAUUUAGGUUAAUAUUGACACACUAAUUUACAUUAUUCAGUAAAAACCUCUAAAUAUGAGUGACGGAAUUAUGUAUGGUACUCUCAAAACUAGAUGGAUUAUUAUUAAAAUUAUAUUUAAACCUAAUUUAUGUAUCACAACUGGGAAAAGAUUCCACAUUUUCACAUGUCUGCUCUAAGAUCAAAAGAGCCUUUUUCGCUCCAUAUCUUCAAUCAGUUUAGGCACACUUAUUUAAUAACUAUUAAAACACUUUUUAUAAAAUAUAUAAUAUAAAUAAAUAAUUUACAUAUUCUCGACUUAUGUUGCUAGCAAUAAAUUGUGAAACACUAAAUACUGUUAUCAAUAAUUUUGUUCUAUAUAGAGUACCUUUCGUAUUUACCCAACUUGUUUUGAGAGUUUUUUUUAUAUAUAUAAAGAUUGUAUCAAAGAGUUCUCUCGAAAACGCGAAUAAGAUAUUUAAUCAACAAUUUUGUAAUUGUUUCUUUAAAGACUUUUUUAUUUAAUAGAUUAAUUUUACUAAUAAAAAUCUGUCUACCCCCACUAUGAUUGCAGGUGUGAGCAUUUUUAUUAUUAAUUGUAACAACAUCUCACUUUUUGUAAGUUUUUACAAAUUAUCAACUCACCACGCGUCAAAUAUGUGACAUAUUUAGGAGAAAAGUAUGUUAAAAUUAGAAAAAAGUUUUGUACAUACAACUUGUUACAAUAUUGUCAAAUAGUGUUAAAUAAAUUAAUUUAUGGAUUUUUAA